GUCCCCCACCCACCCCAAAGUUAGAAAUUCUAGUUCCACCCCUAGCCAGCUUCCAUGCAUCCUUUUAAAAGUCUAUAUAUCAUCUGCAAGAAGUCUUACAAGGGAGAACUACUUGUCCUCUUACUUCUCUGAAACAAAGGGGCAAUGGCUUUCCGUAGGAUGCUCUUGCAAGUGACAUGUACUGUUGUUGUGAUGUUAUCAGAAAUUGCAGCUGUAGCUGUAGCACGUCAAUUAGCCAAGCCAAACUGCCAGCACCAGUGUGGAGAUGUCGAGAUUCCUUAUCCAUUCGGUACAACGGAAGAUUGCUACCUUAACAACCAUUAUUUUAUCAAUUGUAGCGAUUCGUCCGGCCGAUCCCAAGCACUGGCCGGAAGUUUGACUGCCACCAACAUAUCCAUCGACGGCGAGAUUGAAAUCUUGAUGUUUAUAGGCAAACAGUGUUUCAACAGUAGUGGUGCGCUUUGGUUUCGGAACAAACCCUGGAUCAACUACCCGUAUUUCACAAUUUCCAACACCAAAAACAAGUUCGUGACCGUCGGCUGCGACACUUACGCGUACCUCUAUGCUUUCCGAAACAAUGAACGCUUCACCAUAGGCUGCAUGUCUAUAUGUCAAAGUCCCAAGAAUGUCGUCAAUGGAUCUUGCUCUGGGAUUGGGUGUUGCCAGGUUGACAUCCCAACAGGAUUGAAGGACUUUACUUUGGAUGCUCGUAGCUAUAACAAUCAUACAAAUGUCUCUGAUUUCAAUCCAUGCAGCUUUGGUUUUGUGGCUAAACAGGACGAGUUUAAUUUCUCCACUAGCUAUCUUGAUAGCCUGCAAGAGAAUGAGACCUAUCCGAUGGUUCUUGAUUGGGCAAUCGGUAAUGAAAAGUGUGAAACUGCUCGGAACAAACCAGAUUUCGUAUGUGGAGGGAACAGCGAAUGUUAUGAUCCCAAGAAUGGGGAUGGGUACCGUUGCAAGUGCAAAGAAGGUUAUGAAGGAAACCCAUACCUCCAUGAUGGUUGCCAAGAUAUUAAUGAGUGCCAAGUUCGGAAACGAGCUUGCAAAGCUCCCGCGAAAUGCACCAACAUUGAAGGGAGUUUCACAUGUACUUGUCCCGACGGAUACGAAGGCGAUGGAAAUAUUAACGGAACAGGUUGCAAUCCUAAAGCCAGCGGCAGCCAUGCGAAGAUCAUUAUUAUUGCACUAAUUGCUAUAAGCAUUGGCCUCAUAGUAUUGUUUGUGGGAGGUUCUUCACUAUAUUGUGGACUAAAAAGAAGAAAACUCUUCAAGCUGAAAGAGAAAUUCUUUCAACAAAAUGGCGGCUUGUUUCUACAACAAAAACUCUCGAAUGAUAGAACUUCCAUGCAGACAGUCAAAAUCUUUAAAGCAGAAGAACUUGAAAAAGCUACAAACAAUUAUGAUGAGAGUAGAGUCCUUGGCCAAGGAAGCUAUGGAACUGUCUAUAGAGGAGUCUUACCAGAUAAUAAACUGGUCGCCAUUAAGAAAUCAAAAUUUUGUGAUCAGAGCCAAAUUGAACAAUUUAUUAAUGAGGUGAUUGUGCUUACCCAAAUUAACCAUAGAAAUGUGGUUAAACUAUUAGGUUGUUGUCUAGAAACAGAAGUGCCAUUACUAGUUUAUGAAUUCAUCACAAAUGGGACUCUAUCGAAACACAUUCAUGAUAAAGUCCUAUCAUCCUCACUCUCAUGGGAAAAGCGUUUGAAGAUAGCAACAGAUACUGCAGGGGCACUUGCAUACAUGCAUUUCUCAGCUUCCAUACCAAUUAUACAUAGGGAUGUGAAACCUGCCAAUAUACUUUUAGAUGAUAAUUAUUCAGCAAAGGUUUCCGACUUUGGAACUUCAAGAUUGGUCCCACUUGAUCAAACACAAUUAACUACUUUGGUACAAGGAACUUUGGGGUACUUAGACCCAGAAUACUUUCAUAGUAGUCAACUUACAGAAAAAAGUGAUGUCUACAGCUUUGGUGUUGUUGUGGCUGAGUUAUUGACGGGUAAGAAAGCACUUUCUUUUGAUGGACCUGAAAUUGAUAGAAAUCUAGCUAUGUACUUUAGUUCUGCGGUAAAAGAGGAUCGCUUACAUCAAAUUCUUGAGGUCCAUCUUGUAAGUGAUGGUAAUAUUAAUUAUGGGAUAGAUGAAGUUGCCAAUCUUGUAAAACGGUGCUUAAGUGUUAGAGGGGAAGAUAGGCCUACAAUGAAGGAAGUGGCAAUGGAGCUAGACAGGUUGAGAAGUAUGGAAAAACAUCAAUUCGGAAAAGCAAAUCUCUGUACAGAAGAGACUGACUAUUGUGUCACAACACCCGCAGUACACUGUUUCAACAUUGGUGUCGAUGAUGGAUGUUCUUCUACCAGUACAACGGUUGGAUACGAGGUCAGUAUGAGAACUCAAGUCUUGAAACCAUUGGAUGAUGGCAGAUGAUCGUGAGUUAGUCCCGGUCAAUAUAUAUAUAUUUUCAUGUGUUAUAUCUCAAUCUUCAUGCUGCCUUCCUUUUCUUUUCUGUCACUAGGCUUCAAUAUUUCUAUUAGAUAUUGUUCCUUUGUUUAAAAUGAUGUCGUGAUGUUAUCUUUCAUUUUAUUUUUUCUCAGAUAUUUGUGUGUGUGUGUGUGUAUAUAUAUAUAUAUAUAUAUAUAACCAUGUGCUUUAUGUUAUGUUAUUUUAUCACAUAUUAUAACUAGCUAGUUUUCUU
Juglans microcarpa x Juglans regia is the source of this 2683-nucleotide messenger RNA. Its product is annotated as wall-associated receptor kinase 2-like. The coding region runs from base 145 to 2415 and encodes 756 amino acids. Gene Ontology annotation, cellular component: plasma membrane. Lineage: Eukaryota; Viridiplantae; Streptophyta; Magnoliopsida; Fagales; Juglandaceae. The transcript is spliced from 3 exons. The record is from RefSeq and is a predicted model, not a curated record. Gene Ontology annotation, biological process: cell surface receptor signaling pathway; protein phosphorylation. Gene Ontology annotation, molecular function: protein serine/threonine kinase activity; calcium ion binding; ATP binding.